Myzus persicae (green peach aphid) is the source of this 1645-nucleotide messenger RNA. RefSeq names its product m7GpppX diphosphatase (gene Dcps). The transcript has 7 exons. Gene Ontology annotation, cellular component: nucleus; P-body. Bases 186 to 1130 code for a protein of 314 amino acids. NCBI's taxonomy places the organism in Eukaryota, Metazoa, Arthropoda, Insecta, Hemiptera, Aphididae. Gene Ontology annotation, molecular function: hydrolase activity; RNA 7-methylguanosine cap binding. Gene Ontology annotation, biological process: deadenylation-dependent decapping of nuclear-transcribed mRNA. The record is from RefSeq and is a predicted model, not a curated record.
AAAAUGUUAUUCAAAUGUUAUUUUGUUUUGAAUUUGUGAUUAUUUUUUGAAUUUUAAUAAUUUUAUCUUUUUUAAUUGUGUCUCGGAUUUUGAUUUGUAUUUUAUUGUAUUUUUCAAUACGCUUGUAAAUUACUGACUUUAAUUCAAUCCUAACUUUUAGUUUUGUAUUCAUCACUAAGCUUAUAAUGGAUCCUGAACAAAAUUUUGAUAAAUUCUGUCUUAAACGAAUUUUGAUGAAUGAUACACAUCGCAAAAUGAUUGCUGUUGAAGGCAAUUUUGAAGGACAUACAGAACCCGUUGUUGUUGUUAUGGAAAAAUAUGCUUUUGAUGAAGCUUCUGUUUUAAAUGUGUGCAACGCCCAGACUAAAUUCAAAAAAAAUGUGGAUAAUGAUGUUUAUAAAUCACUAAGUUGUGUGCCACAAUAUGAUGAAAACAUUCCUUCCAAUAAAAUGGAUAUAAUAUACCCUGCGACAGACAAACAUAUUUUAAAAUUUUCGAGUCAACCCAUGUAUUUUGUGCAAGAAACUGAAGAAAUGUAUCAAACUAUAACUCUACAUCAUAUCUUGAAUAACAGUUUUUCACUACAAUGGCUAUACAAUUGCUUAGAGUAUAAAUCAGAAAAAGAAAGAAUAACAUAUGAUACGGCUUCUGAAAAUCAAAAAGAUGAUGAAGAUAAUGGCUUUUUACUGCUACCAGACUUAAAAUGGUCCGGCAAAUUGAAUGAAUUGUACUUGUUAGCAAUUAUCAAAAAGAGAAACAUUAAGUCACUAAGAGAUUUAACGAUUGAUCAUUUACCGUUAUUAAAAAAUAUUUUAACCAAAGGAUCAGCUGCUAUUUAUAAAUUAUAUGGAAUUCAACAAUCUCAAUUACGCAUUUAUGUCCAUUAUCAACCAUCAUUCUAUCAUUUUCAUGUUCACUUUACAUACUUGAUGCAUGUACCUCCAGGAAUAAAUGUCGGAAAAGCUCAUUUACUUACAACGAUAAUUAAUAAUAUUGAAAUGCAAGGCAACUUCUAUCAAAAAGCCACAUUAGAUUAUGUUAUUAAGGAAAGUGAUCCGUUGUUUAAUCUAUUUGAAGAAAAAGGAAUUCUUCGUAGAGCCAAACCUAUUGAUGAAAUUAACAAUGUAUAAAACAGCAACUUAAUAUCUAUAUAUUUUAAACUUCAAAUCAGUCAUUUACAUUUUGUGUUAUAUAUGUUUUAAUAAAUAAUAUUAUAAAAUGUAUCAAAAUUAUUGUACUCAUAACAACAAACGUGUGAUAUAAGCAUACAUUCUUAUACUGAUUUAAAAUAUUAAUAGUUAAUGAAAAGUUUAGUUAAUGAUUAUAAAAUUAGUACUUAUUUUAUAGUUGUAAUAUUUAAAUAAUGCAUGAUUAAAUAAUACAUAGCACAAUACUACAAUAGUACAUCCUUAUUAUGUCAAAUUUUGUGUAAUCUCAAACUCAAUUGAAAUCUCCUUGAAAUAAUUAUCAUUAGAAUAUUAUUACAAUAGUCAAUAAUACUCAGAUCUUGAACUUUUGUUUGUUUCUCUUGAGUUUCGACAUAACGAGAGUUUACUGUACUAAUUUUACAUUAAUUUUGUAUCAUAAUUUAUGAGUUUAUGUUCUUAUGUAACAAGACAAGUAACUAGUAACUACUGCAAUUAAA